Dendronephthya gigantea is the source of this 1514-nucleotide messenger RNA. RefSeq lists its product as uncharacterized. NCBI's taxonomy places the organism in Eukaryota, Metazoa, Cnidaria, Anthozoa, Malacalcyonacea, Nephtheidae. The record is from RefSeq and is a predicted model, not a curated record. The transcript is spliced from 2 exons. The coding region runs from base 258 to 1211 and encodes 317 amino acids.
UAUUGUUUAGAAUAUGUUUGUGCUCUGAGUCUUUUUUUUUUCUCGAAUUUCAUUCAUCAUACAAGGGAAACCUAAGUUGGGGUCGAAAUUAUACUGUUUGUUUGAAGACAGUUUGCAAUAUAUAACAGUCAAACUUACAUUUUUGCCAUAUAUAUGCAUUGAGAGAAUGCUAUUCAUUCUCGCGGAGUCGACUACAUAGACAAAAGAUAUUAAAAGGAUUAAGUUGGAGGAAUCUACAUAACACUGAAAUAUUCUAGAUGUUGCUACCGAAAAAUGAGAACUCAAGUGACAAUCUAGAGAAACAAGAUGAAACCGAACUAAAAGCAUCCCAUGCAUUUGUUGCUCCAAGUGUAACAACCAACACAGGAAGUAAUCCUAAACUGUCUUCAAAGUGUGUUGCCAUAACUGCGUUAUCUAUUCUGAACAAACUACCCAAAUCAAGCGCCGUUAGUCAGUUUUCUACCGUGGAAACCUCGUAUGCAAUUCAGAAUUCUGCACGAAACAAUGUUAAUCUACCAGACUUGAGUGCUAAACGUAGCACAAAAAUCACGGCUUUCUACGGCAAGUACUUCACAAAACAAUUGACUCCGGGUGGCGUUACAAAUAAAAUGAUAAACGCUACAUCCUAUAAUACCCAAAAAUGGCCCCUUGCCAGCGAUCAUUACCCCGGUUUUAAACCCCUGGGUUUUCGUAUUCGUCCAACAUUUGGCGAACAGUGCCUGAAAACUGGAAUUCAAUGGCCGGAUUGCCGUGAAGAUCCUGGGCCUAGUUUACCCUUCAUGGACUUGUUUGACGACCAUCCCACGCAUGUCAAAUCUUGUGAGCCCAUGAAGAAUAAUUCUAUGAUGAAACCUGUAAAAUCCAUUUCCCGAAGCAGAAGAAAUCGGUUUCCUGCGCUGUUUGAUCCGUACAAUAUCCGCAGAGGGCUUUUGACUUUUGAAGGGAAAUCGCGGCCAUGCGAUAUCAUCUCGGAAGAAAUUCAGUCGUCAGUUGAGUUUCCUAAAGUUAGAUCAUGUCAGUUAAACGAAGUGAUUAAACAUGAGCGCGAUAAUUUAAACGAACGACUUGAAAAUGUCGAAAGUGAAGACUGUUCUGAUUGUCAGCUAUGUCUAAAAGAGAUAGAACAUCAGGCUCGCGUUAGUGAUGCAAACAAAUUACCUUCAAGUUCAAACUCACAAAGAUAUCACAUUCGUCUGCCGACGAUAGAUUAGUGUAUCUUUUGUCCGUCAUAUUUGUGCAUUAUCGUGAUACAUCCAAGGAAAACAAGAAGAAAUUUUAAGUGUUAUGCUAAUGUGGACAUCUAGAUAUAGCGCUUUUAAAAUCUCGAGAUCGGACUUCGUUACUUGUAAAAUACAUAAUUCGUUAGCCACAGUCUACACAAAAGGCUACAUUCCAGCUUAUUAUAGUAACUAUUAGUACCAUGCACACUUGCAAUUUUGCAACUCUACUUUUUUUGCAUGUUAAUAAAAAGUGUAUACAAAGCGUGUCUUUUAUUUCUUAAUAAUACAAUACAA